This is a messenger RNA of Cyprinus carpio (common carp), 3375 nucleotides long. RefSeq names its product transcriptional enhancer factor TEF-1-like. Gene Ontology annotation, molecular function: RNA polymerase II cis-regulatory region sequence-specific DNA binding; DNA-binding transcription factor activity, RNA polymerase II-specific. The record is from RefSeq and is a predicted model, not a curated record. Gene Ontology annotation, biological process: hippo signaling; embryonic organ development; regulation of transcription by RNA polymerase II. Gene Ontology annotation, cellular component: transcription regulator complex. NCBI's taxonomy places the organism in Eukaryota, Metazoa, Chordata, Actinopteri, Cypriniformes, Cyprinidae.
AGUUCUUCGCGUUCAUUUCAUUCUUGCCCUCAUUCCGCGCAUACUUCACAUCGUUGUUAGAUACUCCAAAUACUCGCGCUCUUGCGCUCCGACAAGAAAAAAAAGUGAUCAGCUGGAAAUAAAUCAGAGCGUGCUCUCGGUCCGAUUGCUCAGCAUCAGACACAUUUAAAAGACUAAGAUUGUGCAAACAUCCGCAGAGAUUUUCAUUGCUUGUGGAGGUUCAGAAAACACCUUUUCCUUCGAUCCGUGCCAGCUAGUUUACCACGGUUUGGUUGUAACAGUCAGUGUGCCUAGAGUUCUCCAGGCUCGGGCUCCGAAAUCCCAGCUGUUGCCAUGGAUCCCGGCAGCUGGAGUGGCAGUGAAAGUGCCGGCGAGGAUAUCGAGAGGAUGAGUGACUCGGCUGAUAAGCCAAUGGACAACGAUGCAGAGGGUGUGUGGAGCCCUGACAUUGAGCAGAGCUUCCAGGAGGCCCUGGCCAUCUACCCACCCUGCGGACGACGGAAAAUCAUCCUGUCUGAUGAGGGAAAAAUGUAUGGUCGUAACGAAUUAAUCGCCAGAUACAUCAAACUCAGAACGGGAAAGACACGGACGAGAAAGCAGGUCUCCAGUCAUAUCCAGGUUCUUGCCCGGAGGAAAUCCAGAGAAUUUCACUCCAAGCUAAAGGACCAGACCGUGAAGAAUGAUGCGAUCAACAGGAUGGCGGCCAUGUCUUCAGCACAGAUCGUCUCAGCCACAGCUAUCCACAGCCGGCUGGGGCUCGCGGGACUCCCCCGCCCCUCCUUGCCUGGGGCGACAGGGAUUUGGCAAGUGUCAACAGGGCAGCCUGGUUCCUCACAAGAUGUGAAGCUGUUCGCACAGCAGAAUUACCCCAUCCAGACGGCCACAGCCAUCGCAGCUUACGAGUCCCCCUCCUCCCUGGCAGCCGCAGUGCCGGCGUGGCACGGGCGCUCCAUCGGCACCUCUAAACUACGGCUGGUGGAGUUCUCCUCCUUCCUGGAGCAUCAACGGGACCCAGAUUCUUACAACAAGCAUCUAUUUGUGCACAUCAGCCAGACGAAUCAUUCGUACAGCGAUGGGCUCCUGGAGACAGUGGACAUACGUCAAAUCUACGACAAGUUUCCUGAGAAGAAGGGUGGGCUGAAGGAGCUGUUUGGAAAAGGACCUCAGAAUGCCUUCUUCCUGGUCAAGUUCUGGGCCGACCUCAACUGUAACAUCCUGGAGGAUUCUGGCGCAUUCUACGGCGUGACCAGUCACUACGAGAGCUCAGAGAACAUGACCAUUACCUGCUCAACUAAGGUCUGCUCCUUCGGCAAACAAGUGGUUGAAAAAGUUGAGACAGAGUAUGCGCGGUUUGAGAACGGACGUUUUGUGUACAAGAUCAACCGGUCUCCCAUGUGUGAAUACAUGAUCAACUUUAUCCAUAAGCUCAAGCACCUGCCUGAGAAGUACAUGAUGAACAGCGUACUAGAAAACUUUACCAUCCUACUGGUGGUGACGAACAGAGAAACUCAAGAGACCCUACUGUGCAUAGCCUGUGUGUUCGAGGUGUCCAACAGCGAGCACGGCGCUCAGCAUCACAUCUACAGACUGGUCAAAGACUGAAUCUCCUCGACUCACACGAGUACCACUAACAGCAGACAGCCAGUGACCCGCUGCCCACAGAGAGUGAAAAAAACUCAACAGUGGAGACUUUAAAUUCACUGAGGCUUUUAGGCUACACAGCUGAUGACCGCCGAGGGACUAAGAAAAGCCUUUGAAUGACUCACGACAUCGUUUUAAGUGGCUGUGCCUCUGUCAGUCCCACCCAGAAGGCUUUUGUCAUGUUUUGGGUGAGGUCUGGAAUGAAUAAUUACGUUAUGAUUUGUUUAUCAGUUGUGUAUCGGUGUUUAUUUUUCAUUAACCUGUUGUAUGGGUGAAAUGGUACGCUUUUGUUACUUUGUUCGGCUGUCUGUUUAACUUGGUUGAUGUUUUAAACCAACAUUGUGUUUUUGAAAGAACAUUGCUUAUAUAAAAUCGUAUUGUCAUAGUACAUGAAAGCUUUUUUCUGUUGUUCAACCUUUUAUUCUCACACUACAUUUCUUCGCCCCUGGUAGUUUUUGACCUUUAGUGGAUUUAACUUUAAUGAAAGAGCAUACAAAGGUACUGUAUUAUUUAUGUGGAACUACCUGCCUUACACUGCACACGGGCUGUUCCAGCGUGACCUACAGUUAUAUAUAUAUACUAAAACACUAAGAAACAGGUCAUUUUCUUAAUAGAGACUUUAAAAACAACAACAAAAUUCAACCCUUUGUGAAUUAUCUUUGCAUUAAAGCUUAUGUAAUGCAAUUUUCUGUUUAAAAUCAUAUCCCAGAUACAGAUACUGUGAGUAAAGACGUUCAUCGGUUAAUUUUCGCGAAAACUAUAUAAAGAUUCUCUCAGUUGCGCUAUAAGAAAAAUUCCCCCACCUAAACUCUGAUUCGACCAAUGGCGUGAGUUGGGGGCGGGGUUUCCUGUUCCAGCUGUUCUAAAAACAAAUAUUUAUUUUUGAAAUUCCAUUAGUUGAUAUACUUCAGCUUUAUGAAACAUGCGUUUUUUCUUCUUAUAACAUAUCAUAUCAUCAUAUAAGAACAGGCUACACAAAAAAGGGAAUUUAUAUAGCAAAACCACCAAAGCAUAUCGUGCCUUAGUGUUUAUCAUCGCAGACUUCGUCUAAUUGUGAGUAAAAGCAGGCUAUAUAACCUCACUUAACGUAUGUAUUUUGUCCCACAUUUUUGUCAAGCCAGUCUAAGUGAAGUUAGGUCUCAUCUCGCUCUCGUACACCAAAUAAACACAUUCUAUAACUUCUGUUCAUGCCAAGUGAAAGGUGUUGAAAGUGCCUUUUGUGUGUUUUUCCAGCUCAGAAAAUUGUUGACACCAAAAAAAAAAAAAAUUUAAUCGAGUCAGAUUUGGAUUCUAUCACCAUAAUGCCUUUGACAUUUUAAAAGCGGGGAGAAAAAAUUAUUAAAUCGAAAUCUGAUAGAAAAAUGUUACUGUUCUCUUAUUUUGAUGAAAGGAUAUUUUAAUUUCAGUAGGAAUCAAAUGACAGAUCAGGAAUUUCUUAUCUACAAUAAGAAAGCAGGUCGUUAUGGUGUCAUGUAUAUAGCGGAAGGGAUUUCAUGUACAUGAAGUGACUUUAAUUACAAAGACAAGCAGACUAAUGAGGGACAGUUCACGUGCUUAAAGAGCCGUUAUUACUCUGGGUAAAAUGACUCCUGAAUCUGAAUCAAACUGUUGAUCUCAGUCUUAUUUAAAACAUUAGAUUGUGUUUUGUUUGUUUGUUUUUUGUCAGCCAGGUUUUACAUGAUUUGCAAAGUAUCUGUUAGUAAAAUGAGCAUUAAAAUAGAACACUAAUGUGUA